This is a messenger RNA of Paramacrobiotus metropolitanus, 2501 nucleotides long. RefSeq names its product ileal sodium/bile acid cotransporter-like. Lineage: Eukaryota; Metazoa; Tardigrada; Eutardigrada; Parachela; Macrobiotidae. Gene Ontology annotation, cellular component: membrane. The transcript is spliced from 4 exons. The record is from RefSeq and is a predicted model, not a curated record. The coding region runs from base 696 to 2207 and encodes 503 amino acids.
GCGGUUUUAUAGGCUUGAGAUAUGUUAUGUUGAUUUAUGGUCAAGAUUAUUGUUUUUAAGCAAUAUUUGACCGACGAUUUCUUUCGCUGACGCUUGAUAAAUAGAUAGAUGCGAUAGUACAGAUAUUUUACGUAUACAGGCGGUAGCACAAAUAUUUUGGAAAUUUUUGCUGCUGUUAGUAAAUGACUUGAGAGUUACGAUAAUUAAAAUGCAUGUACUGUAUAAGCUGCAUGUACUGUUUUAGAUAUUGCGUAAUUUGCGUUUGAGAAGCCGCGAUAAAACUUUUUAAGUGCGAACUGCUGUUUGGUUAUCGUGUUUACUGUUGAGGCACAAGGCGGAAAUCCUUAUAGCGCUAUGAUAUGUUCCGCCGUCUUUGUUUGAUGAGGGAUAGUGAAAUUUACAUAAGCUUAUUCGUUGGGUGAUGAAUAGAAUAUGGCCGUGUAAAGUUUUUUCGAUUUCAGGUCAGAUUAUUUGUGCUAAUCCAUGAAUUCGUUUGAUAUAUCAUUAAUCUCCGCAUUUUUGUGUUAGAUUGGUUUAUUAUGUUAGAUUGAUAAUCAGCUGUCGGAUCGUUCGGGACCACUUUUUGUGCUUAGUGUGAUGCAAUCAGUUGUUGGGACAAACGAUUUAGCUACCAACUGGUUGAGCGUGUUCGUUGAUUUGAGUGCAGACAAUUAACCGUAUCCGGCGGCGUAAAAAUGCAUCUAAUCUGUGUAAUCGGUACUCUCCUACUUAUGCUGAUUCCCUACGCCAUCUCCCAAGCACUAAACGGGAUCCGUUCAUCCAGUGUGGGACAUCGCAGAUUGAACUGUACAUUCAACCCGUCCAUUGAAUAUGGUCUGGAAAAAGUCCACGAAGAAACCACCGCCAAUGUCACCGUGGAGUGUGUGUGCUCGGCUGAAGCGGUAACUGCAGGGAAAGUUAUCUUAUUACAAAUUCGUCCAGCUCGAUCGGAUAUUAUUGAACUCGAGGGUGAGGGCGAAGAGCAGUUGCACUGCCGCGAGGAUUUCUCUCGCACAAUAUGGGUGCGGGGGAAAUUUCUAGGUCGGGAUAAUCUGCUCAUUACCGCCACCACGCAGGAUGAAAAAGAUGCAGGAAAAGAAACGGAACUGGUGGAUGUGUUCCCGGUCAGUAUUAUUCGGGCACCCUCCAAAUUAGAUACGGCUUUUGUGGCUAUUAUCGCUAUCCUUGUGGGGAUCAACACUAUUAACAUGGGCUGUCACUUGGAUCUGGAGGUGGUGAAGGAAAAUUUAAAGAAGCCCUGUGCGAUCGGCAUUGGCUUUACUAGCCAGUACAUGUUUAUGCCAUUGAUUGCGUACGGGGUCGCAAUGGCAUUGUUUCAAGAGCCAAAUCUCCAGCUUGGUUUGUUUACCAUGGGAUGUUCGCCUGGAGGUGGCGCUUCAAACUUUUGGACACUACUGUUAGAAGGAGACACCAAUCUCAGCAUAACGAUGACUUUCCUCAGCACUGCGUUGGCUUUAGGAAUGAUGCCGUUCUGGCUGUUCACUCUGGGACGCUCCCUCUUCGGCAAUCUCCAGAUUCGCAUCCCCUUCUCCAACAUUCUCACCAGUCUGAUCGCGCUGACCGGCCCGCUGGCCAUCGGUGUACUGAUCCGUCGUUACCGUCCACAAUGGGCCAAUCAAGCCGUGAAGUGCAUCCGCCCCUUCACCAUCCUGAUGAUGCUGUUCAUUUUCACCUUCGGUGUUUACGCCAAUCUGUACAUGUUCUACGUGAUGAACUGGCGCACCAUGUUGGCCGGAUUGAUUGUCCCAUGGUGUGGAUACGUUUUUGGUGCCACAUUGGCAGUUAUCUCCAAGCGCAGUAAGGAGCAAGUGAUUGCCAUCUCCGUGGAGACGGGAGUACAGAAUACAGGAAUUGCCAUUGUUCUGCUGCGAUACAGUCUGCCGCAGCCGGAUGCGGAUUUAGGUUCGGUGCUGCCGGUGUGCGGAUCGAUUAUGUUGUUUAUUCCGCUCUUCUUAUGGUUCUUGGGCUUGACGGCUUAUAAUCGGUGCUGCAAAUCGCGAGUGAUGGAAGUGCGAACGGAGGAAGGCAGUCUGGAGGAAAUGGAAAAUGGUGUGGGGCCGGUAACGGAGGAAAAGGAAGAGAAGAAACAGGCUAAAAUUUUCACCGGGUUCUUUAAGAAGAAUCGAACUAAUUCCCUUCCACUGCCGCCCUCUCAGCAGGAGUUACUCAAGCCGAUUGAGGCUUAAUUCCUGCGGGAGGUUUAAUAUUAAUUUUAUUUUGGUUUGAUAUUCUACUCUUAAGAGUUUUAUCUGUUCUGCGCUGUUUGAAAUGGUUGACCAUGCGAGUUUUAUGUAAUAAGCAUUAGACAGUGUUUCAUGCUAGGUAUAUGAGGUAGGUAUGUAGUAGCAGUUUUCUUGAACCAGAGCAUGCUUACGCAAGACUGGUGUUUUUGCAAACAACGAAAGAUCUUCAGUGUAUCUGCUGAAUAUUUAUAAAUCGGAAGAAAUACAGCCGGAAUUACAACGUUUAAACAGGAAUGU